Messenger RNA from Dama dama (fallow deer), 827 nucleotides. It is a transcript of the gene SYNGR1, whose product is annotated as synaptogyrin 1. The transcript is spliced from 4 exons. Gene Ontology annotation, cellular component: neuromuscular junction; synaptic vesicle membrane. NCBI's taxonomy places the organism in Eukaryota, Metazoa, Chordata, Mammalia, Artiodactyla, Cervidae. Bases 42 to 617 code for a protein of 191 amino acids. The record is from RefSeq and is a predicted model, not a curated record.
GGCGCGCGCCGAACGGGGGGCACCGCGCGGGUGCAGCCACGAUGGAAGGGGGUGCGUAUGGAGCUGGCAAAGCCGGGGGCGCCUUCGACCCCUACACCCUGGUCCGGCAGCCUCACACCAUCCUGCGCGUCGUGUCCUGGGUCUUCUCCAUUGUGGUGUUCGGCUCCAUCGUGAAUGAGGGCUACCUCAACAGCCCCUCGGAAAGCGAGGAGUUCUGCAUCUACAACCGCAACCCCAACGCCUGCGGCUAUGGCGUGACCGUGGGCGUGCUCGCCUUCCUCACCUGCCUGCUCUACCUGGCCCUGGACGUGUACUUCCCCCAGAUAAGCAGCGUCAAGGACCGGAAGAAGGCCGUCCUGUCCGACAUCGGCGUCUCGGCCUUCUGGGCCUUCCUCUGGUUCGUGGCCUUCUGCUUCCUGGCCAACCAGUGGCAGGUCUCUGAGCCCAAGGACAACCCGCUGAACGAGGGGACAGACGCGGCCCGGGCCGCCAUCGCCUUCUCCUUCUUCUCCAUCUUCACGUGGAGCCUGACCGCAGCCUUGGCCGUGCGGAGAUUCAAGGACCUUACCUUCCAGGAGGAAUACAACACGCUGUUUCCCGCCUCGGCACAGCCGUAGGCCUGCACAGCUUCCAGAAGCAGGAAGCCCUAAGUAUAUGCCCAGUGGCAAGGCUGAAGGGCGGCCCACUGCCUGGACCAGCCGAGAUGCCAGGGCGUGCAGGGUAGUGGAAGGCUGGCUAGCGGGGCCAGUUAAGGCUCACCACUUCCUCAUCACCUCCUUUGUUGAUUCUUCAUGUGUCUGUUCAUUCAGUAAACAUUUAUUGAGCAA